Molecule: messenger RNA, 432 nt
Organism: Monoraphidium neglectum
Lineage: Eukaryota; Viridiplantae; Chlorophyta; Chlorophyceae; Sphaeropleales; Selenastraceae
Exons: 4
Coding region: 1-432 (143 amino acids)
Molecular function (GO): NADH dehydrogenase activity
Source: RefSeq, a predicted model, not a curated record
AUGCGCGCACGCCCCGUCGCCCGCGCGCAGGUGGCGCGCCAGGAGGGGGAACACCUGGCUGCCCUUCUCUCGCGCUACAAGCUGGUGCCAGCCAAGGAGCCGGCCGCGGACAGCAACGCCAGGGCCGACAGGGACGGGGAUGGGCACGAGGACGGCGCCGCGGCGCGCGAUGGUGACAUCAUCCCCAUGCCAAAGGGCGCCCCGUCGUUCCGCUACCUGCACCUGGGCUCCCUGGCCUACCUGGGGGAGCAGAAGGGCGUGAUGGACCUGCCGAUCAAGAUGCCAUUCCUCAAGACCCUGCGCGGCCGCCUGGGGGCGGACGCGUGGCGCCUCCUGGAGACGCUCAUGCAGGUGUCGCCGCGCACGCGCUGGCUGGUGGCCAACGACUGGAUCCGCUCCUUCCUGUUUGGCCGCAACAUCUCCGACAUCUGA